AUGGUUGAGUACUCGACAGAGGAUUUUCACAACUGUUUGGGUGGGCAAAAGGUAGUCCUGGCGGGAGACUCCACGAUUCGACAGAUUUUUUGGGCAGCUGCCAGGAAACUCGAUCCUGUCAAAGCAGACGUCGGUUGGAACGAGGCGAGUGCGACGCAUGAGAAAUACCAAGAUCUCUCAUUUGAAGCUGAGGGUGUGCGACUCGAAUUCAUCUGGGACCCGUGGCUGAACUCGACGACAUUGGAUGACGCGUUGAAGACUUUUCGUGCGACCCCAGGCACGCCGGACCAAAAAGAUCUUAGGAAGAAGGAUGAAGUGUCUGCAGCUCUCAUGCUUCUGGGGUCACCAGGACUUUGGGCUGCGCGGUACGGUGGAGACGACUACAUGAGUCUGUUCAAGCGAGGGAUCAGCGCCAUUUCGACGUAUCUACCGUCGGCUUCAGAUGAGGAGACCCUGUCUACACCGCCAGACGCGAGCAAUCACUUUGAUCCGGCAGCAAGCCAGAUAUUACUGACCCCAGUCCAAAAUCCAAGAUACAGCACGCUAUCGCCUAGCCUUUCCGAAAGCAUCACCCCAGAGCGGGUGGUCAAGAUGAACGACUAUCUGGCCCACUUGCCUGCAAACCAAACAUCUCACGUCGUAUGGGCAUUCAAUCGGAUGACAGAUGACUCGGAGGAUCCCUUUGAGAGUGACGGUCUUCAUGUGGAGGACAGCAUUGCCGAGCGCAAGAUCGAUAUUGUCCUCAACUCCCACUGCAACAACCCGGCUGUUUCCCAUGACCGGGCGUUCAAGGGAACUUGCUGCGUCGCCGAGCCUCACAACACUCUCUACGACCUGGCACUGGUUCUCGUGCUAGCUCUCACAAUGUACCUACCGCGAUCUACCACAGCCUCGAAGCUGAUGCGCCGACUGCCAAUCUCGCCCGAGAUUGGGGCAGCUACCAGGGACCUGCUCAACGUACUCAUUUGGUGCUGGAUUUGCGACGGAACACUUCAGCUUAGCAAGUCGCAGCGUCACUAUCAGCAAGGGCCUUUCAUCGUUCUUUGCCUGUUCUGGCUGGCAGGGAGCUUUUCAGUCUUGAGCAAGAUUAUGGAUCCCGCAGCCGAAGCUCCGUGGUCGACGGCCAAGAAGGGAAAGCCAGACCCGCUAACCAAUUACGACCAAAGAUUCAUGUGCCGCGACCAGUCAGACGAGAUCAAGGGUUUGAUGCAGGGACUCAUCCUCCUGUCUAACUACAACGAUGCAUCACAGUCGCUAUGGGUGUACAAGAUCGUUCGAGUGCUGGUAUCAGCAUACUUCUUCCUGUCCGCGUAUGGCCAUACGCUCUACAUUCUCAAGACCGGGGACUAUUCCUUCCGACGAGUUGCAGUGGUCUUGUUCAGGACGAAUUUGUUGACCGCCAUCUUGCCCUACAUGAUGGGUACGAGCUACAGCACGUAUUAUUUUGUGCCUGUGGUCACAUUCUGGUACCUAGUGCUAUAUGCCAUGCUCUUUCCAUUUAAGCGCAGCAACCAGGAUCCGUGGCCGCUCGCUAUGAAAGUGCUGGCAACGGCCAGCUUCGUUAGCGUUUUCAUAACAACACCCGGCUACCUGGAAGCAACCACGGACUUGCUAUACAGGGUAUUCCGCAUGUCCCUUGACUCCCAGGAAAUGCGGUUCAGGCUGCGUCUCGACCGAUAUAUCGUCUUUGUUGGGGUCAUGGUUGCCAGCCUCACGCAUUCGGCCGGUGUUAACGACGCCCAAGAAAUCUUCACAGCGAAGGGUUCGCCACGUGCGGCGGACCACGGACGCACACGGUUUUAUGUGUUCUGCAGCGUCAGCUUGGGACUCUUCUUCUACGUGACGCAGAUGAAUUGGAACACGAAGGCGGAUUAUAAUGCGAUACAUCCCUACAUAUCUUGGGCACCCAUUCUAACCUUCAUCACUCUCCGAAACCUCCACCCGCCUGCCCGCAAGGCGUACCUUGCGCUGCCUGCCAUGCUUGGUCGUAUCUCUCUCGAGACCUAUGUGGUGCAACACCACAUCUGGCUCGGCGGCGACGCGACAACCAAGCUCACGCUGGGCUUCGACAGCGUAUAUGGCGCCUUUUUCGAAAAGGCCGUACUCUCGAUCCUGUUCAUUGGCGUUGCUGCGCUGACGCACCGCGCAACCCGGGUGUAUGCCAACUGGCUGUCCGAAGUCGGGCUCCUUGUUUUCGGUGUAGCCCUGUGGACAGGCAGCAUGGUAUAUGGUUAA
Molecule: messenger RNA, 2235 nt
Organism: Anthostomella pinea
Lineage: Eukaryota; Fungi; Ascomycota; Sordariomycetes; Xylariales; Xylariaceae
Source: the annotation of a GenBank genome assembly